Arabidopsis thaliana (thale cress) is the source of this 1773-nucleotide messenger RNA. Its product is annotated as Heavy metal transport/detoxification superfamily protein. The record is from RefSeq and is marked reviewed. The transcript has 3 exons. NCBI's taxonomy places the organism in Eukaryota, Viridiplantae, Streptophyta, Magnoliopsida, Brassicales, Brassicaceae. Gene Ontology annotation, molecular function: metal ion binding. Bases 388 to 1464 code for a protein of 358 amino acids.
CAUAUCUCUCUCUAUUGUUUUUUCAUUUCUUAGUUUCAUUAAUAUCAUAGUUUAUGAAUAAUACUACAAGUACUAUGUAAAAUAUGCCUUAAAUAAAGAUAUCGUACAAUUCAAAAUGCUUUUGUUGGAAUGCAAUUUAAACUCCAAAAUUCAGAAUUUAAUGAGGAAGUGUGGUCAGGUCGCUGUUACUUUUAAGUGUCAGUCUUCACUCACUCACUCAACAUCGUUUCAAAUUUCAGAGCAAAAGUCUCUAAACCCAAAGCCUCUCCACUUAAUUGCCUAUUCUUCAAAAGGCGAGUUUCCUUUACCAAGCUUGCAAAGUUAUCUAAACUCCAAACGAUAUCUAAAACGCGUGUACUCAUUUCUCUUAUUCUUUCUUCUUAAGCCAUGACUAAAGAUGAAGACUUUAAGCUCCUAAAGAUCCAGACGUUUUCACUCAGAGUCAACAUUCACUGCGAGGGCUGUAACAAGAAAGUCAAGAAACUUCUUCAGAGGAUCGAAGGAGUUUGCCACGUGAAGAUAGAAGCAGAACAUCAAAAGGUGACUGUUUCAGGGUCAGUUGACUCAGCCACACUCAUCAACAAGCUUGUUAAAGCCGGGAAACACGCCGAGCUUUGGUCUCCUAACCCAAACCAAAACCAGCCUCAAAAGCCCAAGACUAACGACUUCAUCAAGAACGUUAAUCAAAAGGGUCAGAAGCAGGGGUCUGCCAAAAGUGGUAUUGAAGCCUGUAAACCCAAGAACGGCCCUAAAGGUGCAGCCUUUGUAGCUGAGGAAGAUGGAGAUGGCAGUGAAGAGGAAGACGGAGAUGUCCAGUUUCCUAAACCGGCGAAUCAGCAGCAGCAACAAAACGUCGUCAACGCCAAGAAAAACAGUGGAGGAGCUGCGAUGAACAAUGGAAACAACGGAGUCAACGCAGCAUCAAAGAAAGUCAACCAAAAACAGAGCAACCAUAACCAGAACACUCAACAAGUAAUGGCGGCUAUGAGAAUGAGAACCGCCGGGAAAAUGAGCACUGGUGUUGAAGCCAACGAGAUUGGAGCUCUCAUGGGUCUUGCUGGCUUCAACGGCGCAACCAACGCAGUGAAUCACCCUCCAAAUGGGAUUCAACAACAGCUUCAAGCUCCACCGUUAAACAACGUCAACGGCGUCACUAAUCACAACCUCACCAAUAGUAAUGGAGGCAUGAUGAUGAACAUGAAUGGGUACAAUAAUCAUCAUCCAAUGAACAUGCAGAGUAGGCAAAUGAUGCAUCAGCCUCAGCAAAUGAUGUACCAAAGAUCAUCUUUCGUUCCAGCAUCAAGCAAUGGGUAUUAUUACAAUUAUACCCCUAGUCCCUACAGUUAUUAUCCUUAUUACCCUUACGCAAGUGAUCAGUACCAACAACAAAGUAGUCAUUCACAUGCAACAAACAUGUCUAGUGAAGAAGACGCUGGUAAUAACAAUAGCUGCAACAUCAUGUAAAGUGUGGAUGCUUGCUAAGGAAGAUAUCUAUCUUUUGCUUUUGGAAACAAGACUUAAAAGUUUAAUCUUUUCUGGAGUGUGAUAUAUUAGUGUUUGGUUUUUCUUUCUCUUUUUUUUUGGUGUGUGUCAUGUAGCUGUUUUGGACUGACAUGAAGUUGUGUUGGUUGAUAUAUAAAAUCCUAGAAUGUUAUUGAUGUUUCUUGUGAGAUGCUUUUGUUUGUCUUGGUUCUUUUUCAUGAGAUCCGGUUGGUGCGGUCGAAACAUUUGUAGAUGAGGAGCGUUUAAAGCGGUUGGUUUUGUCACAAUGUG